CGUCGUGCCCAAGCACCCCCGACAGCUAGCUUGCUCUGCCAGCUUCCUAUUCACCCUUUUCCGCGGCCUCGAAACACUCGGCCCAUCUACUUGCCUGCCUAGCUACUUCUCGCUCGCCUGCAUCUGCGUAUUUCCGGAAGGAAUCCACCUCUAUUUAGCAAUAUGGCGGCAGCUGCUGUUCGACGAAGGAAGAUGGUCGGCCACCGCCGCCGGGUUGAGGACGAGGGCGAGGAUGAAGGGGGCGUUGACCAGGUCGAUAUUGACGAUGACUCGCUGACCGAUGGGUCCAUGGCUUCCGAGGACCCCGAUCCCGCCGAUGAUAGCGACACUAGCAAUGUCGAUGAGGCCUCACCGACCACACCAGCCGCGCCGAAGUUAACCGGUCCAGUUGUCAAUGGCCACAAGAAGAGGGCGCACGGCAAACCCUCGGCAGAUCCACCCACGACAACCCCCAAAAAGCCCGUCCCAAACGCCGUGUCUGAUACCGAGUUCAUGCUGAAUAAUAUGUCCAUCUCGGAUGAGGCUACCCCGGUGGAGGUGUUGGAUUUCGAGACCGCCGAGCUUCCGUCCAGAUCCUCGGCUCCGAUAGUGGUCAGCUCAAACUCCGCCGCUACCGCCGCUGAUCACUCGCACGAAGCUCCUAUCGAUCGCCGACGGAAGGAACAUGAGGAAUAUAGGCGCAAGAGAGACGAGGAUCCGUCCUUCGUUCCCAACCGGGGAGCCUUCUUUAUGCAUGACCACCGACAUGCCGGUCCCUCCACGAACGGCUUUCGCCCCUUCACUAGAGGCCCUCGUGGAAGAGGUCGCGGCGGCAUUGGACCGUCGUUUGCUCCGGCCCACCAUCAAUUCCAUGCCCCAGUCGACCCCACGACUAACGGUCCCUGGGCCCAUGAUAUGCAUGAGGCAGUGGCACAGCCCACACAGGCUCGGCAACCACGGGCAACGUUUGCUGAUGACGGCCCCCCCAACGGCGACGGGUUCAUUCCCACGUGUCCUCCAAGCGCUACGCCGAUCAACCGAACGAUGGCCACCGACAGGCAUGUUGGCAAUGUGCAAGUCAGGGUCUUUUUUCCGGGGCUGGAGGAGCCUAUCACCUUUCCGCCCAUGCAAGUGCGGCAAUAUACGAAGCUACCGGAUCAUAGGCCUCCGCUGAGACGCGACAAGCCGGUUCGCAUCUCCUUGCCCGAUUUCCCACCGCGAUACAUCUUCCCAGCCACCGAUAGGUCAUUCAUCUUCAUCCCCCGCGCCAUGCGUCCGAACCAGCGACUAAGGGGCAAGCCGAGGUCUGGCCUCGGGUCUAUCGGGGGCUUCUCUCGGAGGACUAGCGUUUUUGGCGGGAGUGUCUAUGCCGGGAGCACCUACACCCCAAGCGUAGCUCUAAGCCGGCGGUCUUCGAUCGCUCCCGAGUUAGGUCGAGACUAUCUCGUUUCCCCAACCGGUUCUGCCAUGUCUCGACCACCGUUGCCGUAUGAUACUUCACGGCCCGUCGUCAGACUUCCUCCGCAGAAUCGGACGGAGCAGCUGGCGGUUCCUACCGUCGAUACUGCGCCGAGAGAAGGUCCCGCCGGUGACUUACAAACCAACAACAGCGACCCUCCAGCACCCCAGGCGCAGCCUCCUCUCCACAAGUCAACUUUCCAGGAGAAUAGAACUGUGCCUCUUCCCAUGCACCAACCUCGACCCCAGAAAACGGUCUCGGUCGCCGGCAUAGAGUCUCCGGAGAUGCGGCACAACUCGUCUCAGCCCUAUCAACAGGCCUUUCACCAGCAAGUUCCUGUCCAGGUGUCCAACAGCUUGGCACAGGAGUCUCACGCUCGCCAUUCAUCGUACCCGUCUCAGCAUUCAACCGGUACGCCACUUUCCCAGAUCCCAGAGCGUGCCAUUCAUGCUGCUCCCUUCCAGCCCAAUCAAUUUGCGCAACCAGGCUAUUACCAGCCGUACCAGAUGAUGCAACCUCAGCAGGGCUUUUACUAUUCCUCGGCGCCCUAUCCCGGCGCGAUGGCUCCGUCCGCCACCGCGCCAGCGUUUGUCCCAGGAGCACAGCAGCCCCAGCCUCAAGGCGAGGCCCCGAGUAGUCAGCCUAAUGGACAGGUCGCUCCAAAUUCCAAUUUGGUCGCCCAGGAAGUCAACGGAAUGGUCUACUACUACGAUGCCUCCCAACUACCGCCUAUGCCCACAUACAAUCCGUACCCAGCACCGCAGGGCUAUUCCAUGCCGGGCGGCGUUGUUGGCAUGAAUGGUAUGGUGACUCCCAGUCCGGAUGGUUAUUACUACCCCCCGCCAGGACCCAACGUCGUCUACUACUCGCAAUAAGUCACUUCUGGCGUUGCACUAGCCUUGGGUUCUUUCUGGCGAGGGGAGUCAGGGAAUACGCGGUUAUCUACAGCCCUCGUCGACGGGUUUGGGUCGUACCAUUUCAUCGUCGUCCUAGGACGCCGAUCCACCCGCGAUUCUA
Molecule: messenger RNA, 2455 nt
Organism: Durotheca rogersii
Lineage: Eukaryota; Fungi; Ascomycota; Sordariomycetes; Xylariales; Xylariaceae
Product: CASC3/Barentsz eIF4AIII binding-domain-containing protein
Exons: 2
Coding region: 163-2313 (716 amino acids)
Biological process (GO): mRNA processing
Cellular component (GO): exon-exon junction complex
Molecular function (GO): mRNA binding
Source: RefSeq, a predicted model, not a curated record